AUGAGACCUUCUAAGGAGUUUUUACAACAUGGUCACUGUACUGCCACUGCUGUGGAUGGAUCGGCCACGGCCGACGGUGGCUGUAUCGCGGCCACAAGCGCCGACGGCACCCCUAUGGAUUUUCGCUUGGUGUAUGUACGUUCCUCCGCGGCUUUAUGGUCCUAA
Messenger RNA from Perkinsus marinus ATCC 50983, 165 nucleotides. RefSeq lists its product as hypothetical. The coding region runs from base 1 to 165 and encodes 54 amino acids. The record is from RefSeq and is a predicted model, not a curated record. NCBI's taxonomy places the organism in Eukaryota, Perkinsozoa, Perkinsida, Perkinsidae. The transcript is spliced from 2 exons.